CUUGUCUAUGUAAUGGAGGGGGGGAUGAGCCGAUCGUUCAUCGUGGUGACAAGUUUGACAUCUGACAUUUACGUGACAACACGUCGAAAAUGGCUGACUCGGGGCCAAGUAAAAGCGAUAUUGAAGCAGUUUUUCAAAGAUUACGGGCUAUACAGGCUAAUAAAGUAUGUUUCGACUGCAACGCGAAGAACCCUACGUGGUCGUCGGUGACGUACGGGGUGUUCAUCUGCCUGGACUGCUCCGCCGUGCACCGCAGCCUCGGCGUGCACCUCACGUUCGUGCGCUCCACGCAGCUCGACACCAACUGGACAUGGAAGCAGCUGCGCAACAUGCAGCUGGGCGGGAAUGCCAACGCCACUCAGUACUUCCGCACACACAGUCUGAACACGGAGGACGCGCGGCAGAAGUACAGCUCGCGCGUGGCCGAGAUGUACCGCCAGAAGCUCAGCACCAUGUCUGAGCAGGCUAUGAAAACCUACGGGACCAAGCUUCACAUAGACCCAGCGCCAACAGAGGUGAAGGAAACCAAGGAGGUAGAGUCGGAUUGGUUUGCUGAGGCCACCGCCACCUCACUCAGCACUAACUCUAACCUGCAUGCCGCACCGCAGGUGGACAACAAACCAGAGGCGCUGAGCUCCGGACAGAGGCUGUGGGAGUCGCCCGCGCAGUCCACCGCGCGCAAACCUCAACCCAAGCGGACCACGUUGGGAGCUCGCAAAGGCGGCCUAGGCGCCACCAAGGUCGCCGCCAACUUCGAGGACAUGGAGCGCGAGGCCAUGAUGGCCGAGAAGCUGAAGGCCGAAGCAACGCAAGCGCAGUCCACCGCCGGCAUCGAGCAAGUAGAGCAAGAAGUGGCAAGUCUGCGGCUGGCUUACAAUGCUGGAGGCAAGGCGGAGGCCGACCGGCUCGGUAUUGCUGCGGCGCACAGGGGGACCUCACACGGUGUAUCACAUUCUGCCACGUCCGACAUGACGGUAAUAGAACAGGAAGGAGCGCCGGCUAACAACACGCGGUCUACCCUGGAUGAACUUGACGACUUCAACUCCGUCUUCACGAUGAUCAGGAGCGAGCCGUACAGCGCGGCGCGCGGGCUGGACGACGCGCUGUGCAGGGCGCCGCCCGCCGCGCCCGCGUGGGAGCACGUCGAGCCCGAGCCGGCGCGCACGGUGCACAGCAUGUUCUCCCCGGCGGAGGAGCGCGGGGCGGCGCCUGCCCCGGCGCCUGCAGGGCGGGCGGGCGGGGGCGGCGGCGGGGGCGGGCGCGGGCGGGGAGCGCGGCGCCCCGAGACGGCGGAGGACGACUCGGCCGUCAAGAAGUUCGGCGCCGCCAAGGCCAUCAGCUCGCAGCAGUUCUUUGGGGAACAGGACAACCGAUUCGAGCGCGACGCGAACUUGUCCCGCUUUCAGGGCAGCAGCAGCAUCAGCUCCGCGGAGUACUUCGGGCGGCCCGAGCGGGCGCCGCAGCCUUCCUUCGCCGUCUCGGCCCCUCAGCUCGAUGAGGUUCGCGAGUCCGUGCGCGCCGGCGUGACGCGCGUGGCGGGGCGCCUGUCGUCGCUGGCCAACGGCGUCGUGUCCUCCAUCCAGGAGCGCUACGGCUACUGAUACGUGACGCGCGUGGCGGGGCGCCUGUCGUCGCUGGCCAACGGCGUCGUGUCCUCCAUCCAGGAGCGCUACGGCUACUGAUACGUGACGCGCGUGGCGGGGCGCCUGUCGUCGCUGGCCAACGGCGUCGUGUCCUCCAUCCAGGAGCGCUACGGCUACUGAUACGUGACGCGCGUGGCGGGGCGCCUGUCGUCGCUGGCCAACGGCGUCGUGUCCUCCAUCCAGGAGCGCUACGGCUACUGAUACGUGACGCGCGUGGCGGGGCGCCUGUCGUCGCUGGCCAACGGCGUCGUGUCCUCCAUCCAGGAGCGCUACGGCUACUGAUACGUGACGCGCGUGGCGGGGCGCCUGUCGUCGCUGGCCAACGGCGUCGUGUCCUCCAUCCAGGAGCGCUACGGCUACUGAUACGUGACGCGCGUGGCGGGGCGCCUGUCGUCGCUGGCCAACGGCGUCGUGUCCUCCAUCCAGGAGCGCUACGGCUACUGAUACGUGACGCGCGUGGCGGGGCGCCUGUCGUCGCUGGCCAACGGCGUCGUGUCCUCCAUCCAGGAGCGCUACGGCUACUGAUACGUGACGCGCGUGGCGGGGCGCCUGUCGUCGCUGGCCAACGGCGUCGUGUCCUCCAUCCAGGAGCGCUACGGCUACUGAUACGUGACGCGCGUGGCGGGGCGCCUGUCGUCGCUGGCCAACGGCGUCGUGUCCUCCAUCCAGGAGCGCUACGGCUACUGAUACGUGACGCGCGUGGCGGGGCGCCUGUCGUCGCUGGCCAACGGCGUCGUGUCCUCCAUCCAGGAGCGCUACGGCUACUGAUACGUGACGCGCGUGGCGGGGCGCCUGUCGUCGCUGGCCAACGGCGUCGUGUCCUCCAUCCAGGAGCGCUACGGCUACUGAUACGUGACGCGCGUGGCGGGGCGCCUGUCGUCGCUGGCCAACGGCGUCGUGUCCUCCAUCCAGGAGCGCUACGGCUACUGAUACGUGACGCGCGUGGCGGGGCGCCUGUCGUCGCUGGCCAACGGCGUCGUGUCCUCCAUCCAGGAGCGCUACGGCUACUGAUACGUGACGCGCGUGGCGGGGCGCCUGUCGUCGCUGGCCAACGGCGUCGUGUCCUCCAUCCAGGAGCGCUACGGCUACUGAUACGUGACGCGCGUGGCGGGGCGCCUGUCGUCGCUGGCCAACGGCGUCGUGUCCUCCAUCCAGGAGCGCUACGGCUACUGAUACGUGACGCGCGUGGCGGGGCGCCUGUCGUCGCUGGCCAACGGCGUCGUGUCCUCCAUCCAGGAGCGCUACGGCUACUGAUACGGCCUCCCCCCUCCCCCUCCCCCGCCGGAGUAACCUUACUGUUGCUGGCUUACUGAUAUUCUACCGACGAGAUACGCUUUCGAAGGGUGCGGUAAAUAAACUCCAUAACAUAUGCUGCGAGUAGCGAGAGUUUAAGCUGUAGUUCGUUUUUUAGCAUCAGAAUAAAGUUAAACAAUCUUGACGUAUUGAAAAUUAUUGAAAAAUGCUUGUUAAAGGUGUAUUUAUAUUACUUAUGAAUGCAUAAAAGUGUAAAUAAUCGUUUAUGAUCUAUAAUUUUUACAUAUUUACUAUUUUUCAAGUGUUAAUUAAGUGUUUAAUUAAAGUACACGUCGAGAAUGUUUACCUUCUUUGAAAUGCUAAAAAACGAACUAUAGAGUCCGUCUAAUUUAACUUUGCACCGAUUUUAACAAACGAAGUGAGGCGGUGUCAUUAUAAACGUCUUCAUUUUAAUUUAACAUGAAUGAUAGCAGCCACACUUUGUGAUUGUAAAUGCAGAUGCGGAGUUAAGUUGGUUCUACUCUAACUCUACACCAAAGUGUGACCCCGCCAGUUGUUAUUGUGGAUCAAUUACAUAAUAGAGUACUAAAAUGUUGAUAUGAAUCACAAUUCUAAGAAAAAUUGUACUACAUGGUAUGGAGGUAUAUAUUUCUUGUCUUUGACAUUAACACUCGUUACUUUGUUACCCUCUAACAUUUUGUAUCCACGCAAGUGAUACAUAUAUUUAGGAUAAAGAUUCCUCGUCUGUUGAAUGAUAUUUAGAGCGUUUCCACAUGCAAUCAGUUAUAAAUCUGAAACUUGUCAGAUUCGAAACGAAUGCAGUGUAUAGACGCUCUUAGUGAGAGUUCGUAUCGAUUUAUUCGAUGCCAGUUAGUAAAUAUUGACUGUAAGUUUGUUUAUAAUGACCGGGAACCAUUACAAUAUACUAUACCUAUCAUAGUAUAAGUUGCAGAUUGUUCUGUCAUUUUUACUAACAAAUCUUUAAACCCGUUUUUAUACGUUUUGUCUAACAUAACGAAGAUUAGGAGCCAUAUAUUGGCCAAGCACAAAAAUACUUAAACUCCUAAGGAAGUGCAAAACAUUGUAAUCGCAAAAUUAACAGCUCUAAUCUACGCCUUUAUGGGGCCGCGGUCUCAAAACGACCACUCUAUGACGCUAUCUUUUUGUAUUUUUUUCUUGUACUGAAUUUUCAGGAUUGACGAUAAGGCUUGAAUUGAGGAUGUUUUCAAUGUUGCCCGUUAAAGGGCUAGAUGGCGCUGUAGAACGCCAUAGGGACCGUGCGCGUUGGAGGGUCUGCCAUCUUGUGGCCUGAAUCGGAACAAUAAACAUGUGAAUUUACACGUCACGUGUUUUGUUGUGCAUGGUAGGUUCUGCCAUCUCGUGGGCUACAUCGGAACAAUAAACAUCACAUUUACGCCUCGCGCCAAAAAUCUGACGGCUCCUGUGGUGCCUCCUACAGUUCAUGCACGCUCCCUAUAUGAUUUGUGGCAAGCGCACGUUAACGCUUGCCAACCUAGCGCCAUCUGCUUCCAGUUGUCUGUUACAGUAUUUUGCUCUACUUUACGCAUGUUAGUAUUUUGUGUAUGGUAUGAUGGGGCAAUAUAACCGAAUAUUACAAUAAUAUGAUUGUUGUAAAUGUGAAUAUUAUGAUAUUAAAUACAGUGGUAUUCGACGGAUGAUAUCGAAGCGUUUGCUAAACGUUCUGGCUCCACAACACUAUACUAUUGCCAAGUAGGUGGUACUCUAUAGGCUAGGCUACCCAAUAUAUCUGAAUAAACAUCCUUAAGCCAUGGCCUUGAAGUCGUGUUCAGAUAUUAUUUGCACUAUACACGCUUAGGAAAUUAUGAAAAAACUCGUUAAUCAUCCGUCGGCUACCAACGAAAAAUCACGAAUCGCUCUGUAAAUAUUGUAAUAUAACGUUUUGUAUAUCAUAUGUGUCAGUCCGACUCUAACCAGAGACACAGUCGAGUAGAAAUAUGUAUAUAUCCCAAAUGUAAACUGCAACCUGUAUUGUGAAAUUGACAACUUUUUUGAGAACACAGCUUGUGUAUAAAAAAUAUCAAUCAAACGUAUGACCUAUUUACUGUUAAGUGUGCUCAAAAUACCAGUUCUGGUUGGUGACUUCCAUGUGGUUCACGUAAGGUGCUUGCAUUUUUCAUCACACUUGCUUGUAAAGGGUGUUGCUCCACACAAACAUAGAGGGAGUAAUAUUUUUUUAAAUCGAGGCUGUAAGUUCUUUUAAAAUUCUCAUGCAUUUAAUUUAACCAAUGUAAUAAAUAAAUAACCUAUUAACAUUAUCAAAGUUCAAGUAAUUUAAGCUUUCAAAAAUAUUUGACACUAUUUUUAAAUGUGGCUGUAUGCCGAAUGUCCUUUGCCUUCAUUGUCAGAAAUGACCAAAAUGGCAACAUGAUUUUUAUUGUAAGCAAUUGUAUUUUUAUUUUGUUAAAGAUAACAUUUCCUCGCAAGUGUGAUGAAAAACAUAUUUAAAACAAAGGAUAAACAUAUUACUUCAUGUUGCAGAUGUAAUUUAUAUCAAAUAUUUUGUGUUAGUCUGUGGUGAUAACUGUACCAUAGUCCACGCUGUUCGCCGACCUUUCAUAAGCCCUGUCACAACGACAUAAGGUGUAUAUUCAGUUAACUUUGUUGUUAGCUGGUCGCCGCCGGGCAUUAUUGUUUCAUUGUUUGUUGCAUUCCUUGAUGUUAAACGCACAAUCUAUUAUGUGAGUGUGGAUAAGAAAACGGCAGAAAUUGCUACGCGAACUUUACUUAAAACAACUUACAAAUAACUACUUUGUCAAAAGGGCUUGUACUGCCAAUAAUAUCAGGCACAGCAAAGCGUGUUUUUUUUGACACUAUCUAUUUAUAAUAAACAUUUUAUCUAUCUAUUUAUAAUCAUAAAAGCGUGUCAUAUUUGUGUUUCGUUGCGCAAUAUAUUAUUGCGGGUGACUGUACUGGACAUACUUUCACUUCGCGUUGCUAAUUCUGCCGCCGACUGUACAUUAACGUCCACUCUACACGACACAGCUUGAUCCUUGUUAACCCUUGGAAUGCGUCAAGAACGUUUAUAACCUUCAUGCGUUCAAAUAAGGUUUAUAUUGGCUCGCUCACGCUCAGAAUCUUGGCGUGUGAGAGAUGUUUUUGUAUAAGAGUUAUGACUUAUGGCGUUCAGAGAGUUACCAGUCAAGUUGUUUCGUGGGGAGGGGCGUAUAAAUUAGCUUUAUAUUUAUUUUAACGCAAUCAUUUGGUGAUAGGAGGCGCGUCACGUCCACAGCUGGAGUAGACAUUUGAUGUCAUUAAGAUAUAAUCCAAACACAAUUAUUUGCCUAUAUUUCUUCUGUACACUUAUUUUGCAGGGAUAUCCCUUACAAACCAUAUUUUUUUCAUACGAUGAGAGAUUUCAAAUGUUGACAUAUUAUUGACUGCAUCAGGUGUGAGCGAGACGAGCUAUAGCUGUACGUUAGCAUAGUUGUAUUGUACGCAUUUAGUUCACCGUCAUUAUUCCCCGUCGCUCCCGCUAUCAACUCUACCCCCAUAUCCGUAAAGUUCAAAGUCGAUUGUCGGGAGCUAAUGGCGGCGUUGUUUUGAACUCUGUUAACUGAAUUUGGACCUUACUGUACAAGCAUAAGGUCUAAUGCUCAGUUAAUAGUGUUAGUAUAUGUAUUAAUAAGUAGUUUAUAUGGAUGGUGAAGUGCAAUGAGAGUAGUUUCGGUAGUCGAUGCGCCUCGCGUUCUCGUGACUUUAUUGUUUGUGAACCUUAUUGUGAAGACAUUAAGGUUUACUAUUGGUCACUUAGCACGUGUACCAUCGUCCAAUGUCUGACGAUUUGUACACGAUGGCCAGUGAACUGUUGAAAUUAAUACUUACUUUUUUCUAUAGUCGUCAACAUGCUUUUGGUGCCUGUAAUGGCUCGUCUACGCGAUGGGCCAUCAUAGUGGCACUAAGAUGGGCCAGCGUGUGUGGGGCGCAGUGCUGUCGGAUGGAUAUGGCGCGGCGGGAUGGCCAUUUAGUGGGCUAGAGAUUACGUAGCUACACGUGACCCAUUCCUGAACUAUAUCGUAAAGUUGCGUUUCAAUCAUCGCAAGGCCAUCUCGCUAGUUCAGUGGGCCAUCGUGUAGAGGAGCCAUAAGCGUCAUACUUAAGUUAACCCUUGAUAUGUGUGUGGUGGUCAAACAUCGCGGGUUCUAACCUCUGUGGUGCUGUUGAGAGCUGUAAACAUAUGCUAAAAGCUGACUACGAUUCCGUCAGGGCCUUUAUCAAACACACACAAGAGGUUAAUGGAAUUAUAGCUAGCAUAAUCCUAACUUACUGUUUCAUUUUAAUACAUUUGUAUAGAAUUAAGGUAGUUUUGACUUGCUCGAACCGUUAUAAGAUUUAUAAGUUAGUUUUUAGACAUUAGUAGAGGCGCGAGGCGGUCGGGCAAUCUCUUCCAGCGCGACGCGAUACGCGAGGAGUAAUUGUUAGGCAUUUCCUUGAGCAGUUAUUAACGAUUGUGUAAAAUAAUGAUAAUCAUAGUUUUGUUUUUAGAAAAUGAUUAUUGAUAUAAAUAUACAAAAUUAUAUUUGCAAA
This is a messenger RNA of Cydia pomonella (codling moth), 7463 nucleotides long. RefSeq names its product ADP-ribosylation factor GTPase-activating protein 3 (gene ArfGAP3). The record is from RefSeq and is a predicted model, not a curated record. Gene Ontology annotation, biological process: COPI coating of Golgi vesicle. Gene Ontology annotation, molecular function: GTPase activator activity. NCBI's taxonomy places the organism in Eukaryota, Metazoa, Arthropoda, Insecta, Lepidoptera, Tortricidae.